CGAGUAGGUGGGGCCUACUCUGAGGGGAAGAUGGCGGCACGAGCAGCGUCGGUGUUGGGUUUGCUCGGUGGGCGGCGGGGCCUGGGGCUGGUGGCGACUCGAGCUCCCGGCUCUGCCCUGGGCAUGGGCCGCGUCCCCGGUCGGCGACUGGCAUCGGGUGGCAUUCCUACUGACGAGGAACAGGCGACAGGACUGGAAAAGAUAAUUAUGCAGGCUAUGAAAACCGGGAAGGAUCCAUACAACGUACUGAAACCAAAGGAGUAUGCUGGGACAAAGAGUGAUCCUCACAUUGUCCCAUCAAUCACCAACAAGAGGCUGGUGGGCUGUGUGUGUGAGGAGGACAACACUUCUGUCAUCUGGUUCUGGCUUCACGAUGGCGAGACUCAACGCUGUCCGUCUUGUGGGGCCUAUUACAAGCUUGUACCUCACCAACACUGAAUGAAUCUUACUGCAUGGUUCGGGACCCAAUGUUGAUCACUCCUAGGGGCAGCUUGCCCACUAGUGUACUGUAUUGUUUACAGAAAUAUAAAUAUUAAAUGAAUCUUACAUCCACAA
Molecule: messenger RNA, 555 nt
Organism: Mobula hypostoma (lesser devil ray)
Lineage: Eukaryota; Metazoa; Chordata; Chondrichthyes; Myliobatiformes; Myliobatidae
Product: cytochrome c oxidase subunit 5B, mitochondrial-like
Exons: 4
Coding region: 31-438 (135 amino acids)
Biological process (GO): mitochondrial electron transport, cytochrome c to oxygen
Cellular component (GO): mitochondrial envelope
Source: RefSeq, a predicted model, not a curated record